AACAUUAAAAGAAAAUUCCUUGAGCAUAGAAAAGCCAUACGCAUUGAACAUUUAUUACGAGAAAAGAAUUCGAAUUAAUUAAAGACGCGCACUAAAUCCUGAAGAGAUUUCAUGAAGGAAAGGUUUUUUUUGUAUUUUUUAGAUCAAUGUCAUUCUUGACAUAUUAUUGGAGCGAGCGAGAUAGGCGGUAAUUGUCAAGCGAAAGCUUAUACGUUUUGUGAUUACGCACAUAAAAAUACUAGUUAUCGCCAUGCCAACCCUGGGCACGCGCAGAAGGGAUGGAUGCUUCAGCUAUUUCGGUUUAAUAUGUUUUCACUUGCAUGCGCGAGGCCAAGACGCGAUCAGAUUUAUCGGCAUGGUUGGGUGCCCUGGUUGGGCAUAAGGUGCACAAGGUAUUUUACACUCAAAAUAAACUUAGAUUACCGCGGAACAUUGUGAAAAACACAAAGAAAUGAUGGUAGCAUUACCAUCAGCUUCUGGAGGUUCUAAGGUCUUCAAAUGUGACACCAACUUAUUGGUGUCGAUUGUGGCGUGCGUAGCAGUCGUCGCCUGUGCCUCUUCCUGGCAAUGGCAAGAGGCCACGUACGCGGCCCAAGAGCACCGCGCAUUGGUCGGCCACUCGAUCGGGAACCACUCGGGGGUGACACAGGCCCUGUGCGCGGUACUGUGUCUGAGGGAAGGCGACGCCCAGUGCCGGUCCUUCAACUACGACAAAACCGGCAGGACCUGUCAGCUCAACGGCGCCAGGGUGGAGGAAUUCCCCGAGAGCCUGGUGGAGGAUUUUGACUUCUCGUACUACGGCGCGCAACUUGAGGAGCCAUAUAUCGAUUUGCCGGAAUUUCACACAACACCAUCGGCUUCGGAAUGGCAGCUCGUGUUCAAAGGUGUGGCGGGCAACGGAGUGAAGAUGUACGACAUGUGGACUGCAGCAACCUGGGACGAGACUACGAUGGGUGUCGGUGGGAGCUGGCGGGAUGACUCGCUGUACGGAUCCUGGAACAGCGGUGAUCUGGACAUAGGGCGAGUCAAACUGUCCCUCUGCGAUGCCAAUAAUGGCAGUGGAGCCGAAUUAAUCUUCGACGGAACUGGCUCAGAUGUCAGCAGUUGGUUCAGCAAGGAUCGCCUCAUCUCAAACCCAUGGCAGGACCUCAUCUCGACCGCAACAAACUACUUCAGCAUCUAUGGGCAUCCUAAAGAAGAUCGCCGGUUCUUCAUCAAUCGUCGGUACGGGAGCUGCGUUGGAGAUUACGGCUGGCUGGUUGUGACGGAGUCCAAUUCGCAUAUUGACUGCGACUGGGAUCGUUCGUCCGCAGAGUACCCCUACCCGAUCAUACUAUACAGCAGGACGGCGGGCAAUGUACAGUGGCGCAAAGUAAUAACUGAAGGUACUGAUACAGUCGGACGUGCGGACUACCUAACCAUCCAUAUCGAUGUCGAGUAGCAAUUCCAGAGAUUGACCAGAACAACAC
Patiria miniata (bat star) is the source of this 1469-nucleotide messenger RNA. RefSeq lists its product as uncharacterized. NCBI's taxonomy places the organism in Eukaryota, Metazoa, Echinodermata, Asteroidea, Valvatida, Asterinidae. The record is from RefSeq and is a predicted model, not a curated record. The transcript has 6 exons. The coding region runs from base 452 to 1441 and encodes 329 amino acids.